CGGUGACGUCACGCCCGCGGGGGCGGGGCGGGGCGGCGCUGCGUGUGACGCCCGCGCGGCGGAGCUGGGAUUAAUGGGAAAAGUUUUGGCAGGAGCCGGAGGAGCCUGCGGGACGGCGGCGGCGGCGGCGGCGCGAGAGGCCGCGACAGUGUUGUGUGGUGUUUUGGGCAUGUACGUGGUACUCACGCAGUGGCUUCUGCUCACCGACAGAUGAGGACAGAUGCGCCAAAGAGGCUGACGGAACUGCCUUGGGGUCCAUCUGCGUCCAGACCCAGAUGAUGCCGGAGCUAUGACCGGGCCUGCAGGCGUGGCGCCGAGGGGAAAUCAGCCAUGGAGCAGCCACCGGAGGAAGCCCCUGAGGUCCGGGAAGAGGAGGAGAAAGAGGAAGUGGCACAGACACAAGGAGCCGCAGAGCUCAAUGGAGAGCCAGAGCACCCGCUUCCCUCCAGCAGCUGCACAGACCUCUCCCGGAGCGCCUCCCCACCCUCGCUGCUGGACCAGCUGCAGACGGGCUGUGACGGGGCCCCGGGCAGCAGCCUCAACAUGGAGUGCCGCGUGUGCGGGGACAGGGCGUCCGGCUUCCACUACGGCGUCCACGCGUGCGAGGGCUGCAAGGGCUUCUUCCGGCGGACGAUCCGCAUGAAGCUGGAAUAUGAGAAGUGUGAGCGGAGCUGCAAGAUCCAGAAGAAGAACCGCAACAAGUGCCAGUACUGCCGCUUCCAGAAGUGCCUGGCCCUGGGCAUGUCACACAACGCCAUCCGCUUUGGCCGGAUGCCAGAGGCCGAGAAGAGGAAGCUGGUGGCAGGGCUGACGGCGAGUGAAGGGGGUCAACACAACCCGCAGGUGGCCGACCUGAAGGCCUUCUCCAAGCACAUCUACAGCGCCUACCUGAAGAACUUCAACAUGACCAAGAAGAAGGCCCGCGGCAUCCUCACCGGCAAGACCAGCCACACCGCGCCCUUUGUGAUCCACGACAUGGAGACGCUGUGGCAGGCGGAGAAGGGCCUGGUGUGGAAGCAGCUGGUGAACGGGCUGCCGCCCUACAAGGAGAUCAGCGUGCACGUCUUCUACCGCUGCCAGUGCACCACGGUGGAGACGGUGCGCGAGCUCACCGAGUUCGCCAAGAGCAUCCCCAGCUUCGGCAGCCUCUUCCUCAACGACCAGGUGACGCUGCUCAAGUACGGCGUGCACGAGGCCAUCUUCGCCAUGCUGGCCUCCAUCGUCAACAAGGACGGGCUGCUGGUGGCCAACGGCACCGGCUUCGUCACCCGCGAGUUCCUGCGCAGCCUCCGCAAGCCCUUCAGCGACAUCAUCGAGCCCAAGUUUGAGUUUGCGGUCAAGUUCAACGCCCUGGAGCUGGACGACAGCGACCUGGCUCUCUUCAUCGCCGCCAUCAUUCUGUGCGGAGACCGGCCGGGCCUCAUGAACGUGCCCCAGGUGGAGGCCAUCCAGGACACCAUCCUGCGUGCCCUGGAGUUCCACCUGCACGCCAACCACCCCGACGCCCAGUACCUCUUCCCCAAGCUGCUGCAGAAGAUGGCCGACCUGCGGCAGCUGGUCACCGAGCACGCCCAGAUGAUGCAGCGGAUCAAGAAGACCGAGACGGAGACCUCACUGCACCCCCUGCUCCAGGAGAUCUACAAGGACAUGUACUGAGGUGCACACCGGGGCCUCCCAGCAGGCCUCGGGGCCGAGAACCAGGGGCAGGGACAGCGCUGGACGGGGCCACAUGGGACUUCCCCGUUGGCCACGGGCGCACUCAACAGGCGCCUGAUCACACUCCUGCGAUCACACCCAUGCCUCACUCCCCAUGGACCCUUCCUCCCUCUCCUCCUCAGUUCCCCUUUCUUCCUUCCUCCCUGGCCCUUCCUCUCCCCAUCCCCACGUCUGUCCCUCUGUCUUCCUGUGAGACAGUUUGUAUUAUCUCACCAGCAGCACAGGACAGGACUUCUGCUUUUGCCCCGCCCCCACGCAGAGGCAGAGGCCUCACCGCCCCGCCCUCGCAGCCAGGCUGGAGCUGCGCAAAGAAACACUAAGCUCCGGGCCGGCUUCCCGGGGAAGCCGAGCAGGACCCGGGCUGUCACCGGGUCCCUGCCCUGCAGGCCAGGAUGCCUCCCUGAGACUGUCACGCACCCCCACCCUGAGGCUGGCAGCCCUGACCCAGCCAACCCCACUUCGGCCACGUACCCCAGCCCCACUCACACCAACAUCCUCUUUGGUCUUUUCACUGGUCACCCGGGCCAGUGUUGCUGAUGGCCCCCUGCGCUGGCCGCUGCGGGGCCUCCGCCAGCCUGGAAGGAGGUGGGUGCCCUGCAGGUGGGGGCCCCACACCCCACAAAGAGGCGAGAGCCUCCAGGCAGGUGCAGGUUGGCGGGGAAGCAGUGAGCAGGCCUCAGGGUUGCCCUCCCCCAGUACCCACCCUCCCCCCCAGCCUGCAGCAGCCUCGCCACCUCCUUCCGGUCGACAUCACAGCCCUUGCCCCUCCCCAGGGCCAGGACUGGCCUCACCCCGAUGACAUCCUGUCUCUAUCGGCCCUGGCACUGGCUCGAGCUCACUGCUACUCAUGCCACUCCCUCCUGGGGCUGCCCCUCCGCUGCACACCACAAGCACUGAUUCACUUUAUCUGCAGGUUCCACACCCUUCUCGAGGCGCUGCGUGCCCAGGGGCCUGCAGGUGGACGGGCAGGCUGGGCCCCUGCUCCAGGGCUGGGCCACAUCCUUGGUCCGCAGGGGCAUCCUGCUGUGUCAGCCCAGCACCCGCUCAUGGGAAGGUGCAGGGAUAACUGGUCCUGCUGAUUGAGACACCCAUCUGUCCCCACAGCUCUGCUCCCCUCCCUCCGUCUUCAGCCAGCUGGUCUCCAGGAGCGCCCUGCACAGCCCCUGGUGCCCGGCCCCUCCCUUCCCCUCCGCAGGGGCACUCCGCGCCCACCUGCUGCAGACAGGGCUGAGGCUCCACUGGCGAGCUGUCUGAGGAGGGGGCCAGAGGCCAAGGCUGCUGCCAGGGAGGAGGCUGGCAGGGUCUCAGAGCCUGGUGCAGAGCCCAGGCUCCUGGUCCGUCUGCUCCUCCGGGUGGGGCCUUGCGGUCCGGCCGCAGCUCUGGGAGGAAACGCCCUGGAGAGGACACGCCAGUGGCCGUCCUGCCGCGCUGUGCCUUCCGUGCCCAGGACCACUCCCUGCGGCUGCCCUCCCAUCCUCCCCACGCUGACCGGGGCCAGCACUGUGAGGGAGAGGCUGUGCCCGCCCGCUCCCCGCUCUCGUGCUGAGAAGACGGCUCUUCUCUGUGACUGAACAAUCUCCAAAAUGGAAAUGUAUAUUUUUGCUAGGAGCCCCCGUUUCCUGUGUUUUUAAUAUAAAUAGUGUACACAGACGGAUGAACUUUAAAUAAAUGGGAAUUAAGUAUUUAA
This is a messenger RNA of Pipistrellus kuhlii (Kuhl's pipistrelle), 3403 nucleotides long. It is a transcript of the gene PPARD, whose product is annotated as peroxisome proliferator activated receptor delta. NCBI's taxonomy places the organism in Eukaryota, Metazoa, Chordata, Mammalia, Chiroptera, Vespertilionidae. The record is from RefSeq and is a predicted model, not a curated record. Bases 331 to 1656 code for a protein of 441 amino acids. Gene Ontology annotation, biological process: regulation of lipid metabolic process; negative regulation of transcription by RNA polymerase II; positive regulation of transcription by RNA polymerase II. The transcript is spliced from 8 exons. Gene Ontology annotation, cellular component: nucleus. Gene Ontology annotation, molecular function: nuclear receptor activity; RNA polymerase II cis-regulatory region sequence-specific DNA binding; zinc ion binding.